Eublepharis macularius is the source of this 4611-nucleotide messenger RNA. It is a transcript of the gene ARHGAP40, whose product is annotated as Rho GTPase activating protein 40. Gene Ontology annotation, biological process: regulation of actin filament polymerization; regulation of small GTPase mediated signal transduction; signal transduction. Bases 102 to 2117 code for a protein of 671 amino acids. The transcript has 15 exons. The record is from RefSeq and is a predicted model, not a curated record. Gene Ontology annotation, molecular function: GTPase activator activity. Gene Ontology annotation, cellular component: cytoplasm. Lineage: Eukaryota; Metazoa; Chordata; Lepidosauria; Squamata; Eublepharidae.
GUGACUUCCCAUAUCUCAGGACUAUUCAAAAAGAGACACCAAUGGACUUGAAACGGCUUCAUUUUUUGGAGUGAAACCUCUAGUUUUUCCUAGUUAAGAAAAUGGAUCAGUUUGGGAAGCACAGCAAGGCUGGAUUUGUCAGGACUCGGAUCCCUAGACCUCAGGUCGUAUUGCAGCCCGUUCAGUCGUCUGGCUAUGCAGGUGUUUGCAGCAUCAGAAAUUGCCCUUGCAAAAUGAGCCGCUUCACUCGGAAGAGCUCCUUCGAGCCUCUGCAAUCUGAGCGUCGGCAUUCCAGGUCAGACUCGGCAAGCAAUUUAUCAAUGGAUACUUUCUGGCUAGAGGUGGAAAGCAUCAAAGAGAGUACGGAAUCUGAGCCUGAGGAGUGCAGUCUUGUCAAGCCCCAAGAAGAGGGGGAAGCAGAAGCCGAAUGGCUGCAGGAUGCUGGGCUGUCGGACCUGAUUGGGGACCACACCGCAGAGAACGGCAAUAUUGUCCUGCUUUCCACUUUGACCAAGACCCAGACUGCAGCUGUGCAGCGACGGCUGGAUACUUACACCCGCUCUCGGCGAAAGAAGAACAAGCAGCCUGUCCGUGACGUUAGAGACAUCUUUGGAGUAGUCGGCUCAGGGGAGACUGAACCAGAGCUGGGCUCAGAAAUUGAUCGAUUGCAACAUAGGUCUGCGUCAUCCAACAACAAUCAGAAAUCUGAUGCAACGGGAGUCCCAGACUUCCCAUCUCCAUUGAGGGGCUCUGGAAAAGAAGAGAUAUUCAACACCGAAAUUGCUUAUUCAGAGCAAGCAGCCAUCCUGCUCAAAGGCUCAUUCCCAAGGGAAUCCAGACGGAUCAAGGAUGAGAGUUCUUUACCUAAAUUUAAGAUCCCCAAGGGCAGGCUGGGAGUGACCAGAAUAGGAGAUUUAUCACCGCAGGAUAUGAAGAAGAUCCCCACAUUAGCACUCAUUGAGCUAACUGCGCUUUGUGAUGUCCUAGGCGUAGAGCUGAAGAGAAACAAGGCGGUAAAACGGAAGGCCACAGAGAACAAGCUCUUUGGGGUUCCACUUGGCACUUUGCUAGAAAAUGAUCAAAAGCGUCUCCCAAAUACCAAAGUUCCAUUGAUUCUGCAAGCAUUGCUGUCCUGUUUGGAAAAGAGAGGGCUGGACACAGAAGGAAUCCUGCGAGUCUCAGGAUCACAGACCCGUAUUAAGAGUCUGGAACAAAAGCUAGAAAGCAGCUUCUAUUCUGGCUUUUUCCAAUGGGAUGAGGUCCACCAGAAUGACGUGUCUGGCUUGCUGAAAAGGUUCAUCCGGGAACUCCCAACUCCUCUACUGACAGCAGAAUACUUGCCUGCCUUUGCAGCUGUGCAAAAUAUCCCAGACUUGAAACAGAGGUUGCAAGCUUUAAAUCUGCUCAUUCUGAUUUUGCCAGAGCCCAACCGAAACACCCUGAAGGCUCUGUUGGAGUUCCUGAGGCAAGUGGUUUCCAGAGAGAAAAAGAACAAGAUGUCUCUUUGGAAUGUUUCCACGGUCAUUGCUCCAAACUUGUUCAUGCACAAGGGGCUGCCGAACAAGAUCCCAGAGGGGAAGGAAAAACAGCUGGCGGAAGGGGCAGCAGAUAUUGUGCGGAUGAUGAUCCACUAUCAAGAUUUGCUCUGGACUGUAGCCUCUUUCUUGGUCACUCAGGUGCGAAAACUGAAUGAGAGCAGUAGCAGAAAGUACCAAUUCUACGACAGGAGGAUCAAAAACCUGUUGAGGAAGAUUCACACAGACAAGGAAAAGGCAGAAAAGAACCAUGCUGAACCGUCCAAAAUAGUGAAAAUCCAAGCUUCCCUGUUCCUGAAGGAGUCUCUGGAGGUUCACCUAAACAAUGGCACCAAAGCUGCUGAUGUUCUGAGGCAGUUCCAGAAGCACCUCUGUCAGAAUGGCUGGAAUAUUGUCAACACUGUUAACCUCAUCAAAUGUAGUGGGUCGGUGGAGUCAAUGAACUUGCUCCUCUACGAAGUUGGUGGCAAUAUAAGUGAGCAUUGCCUGGACCCAGACACAUAUCUCUUAGACCUGUACCAUGUGAAUCCUCAUGCAGAAUGGAUUAUAAGGCAAAACCCAUCCUUUCCACGAACACUCUAAGGAAACCAUCAGGACAAAGGAAUCCAGCCACACACUAUUGAACCCGGUGAUCAAGGAAAAUAUCAGGGAUAGCAUGUGCUUGAGAUAUAUUUUAAAUGGGCCAAUUGACUGUGUGGAAGUAGCAAUUCAUUUAAACUUCCAUAACAGCUUGUAGACAAUCAGGAGAACUUUAGGUUAACAGAACAUAUGUGGCAUUUAUGACUCUAAAAAUGGCUUUCCAAGAAGAAGAGGAAGAUGGGAAACAAAGAGAAGAUGGUUGAAGAAACUGAUGGGGAUUGUCUAACUUUGAGAUUUGAUUCAUUUACCAGAGAGUUUUCAUAUUGGAUGACAAAGAUACCAGGCUCAUAGUCCGUUAACAACUAUUGGUAUUUGUGUCAUAAAGUUUCUGCUUCCUGAAGGAAUAGGACCUGUAGGAUGUGUGCCGUUUUGUUUGUGUUUCUGAGGGGCUUAGAUGACAAUCAAACUGCCCAGAGCAGGGAAAUGGUUCUGGGAAUUUUGCCUUCAGAAUGCCACUGUCCAAGUCAGUGGUGCUGAAAUGUUAUACAGAAACGAUAGAUUCUAAUAUUACUGUUCAAUACAUAAGCAGUUUUGCCAUGACAAAGAAAAAAAAAUUCUAGAUCACUUUUCUACUUGGUCACACUAAACCGUCUCAGUAUUAUUGCUCUUUAAUUAAACGUCUCUAGUUUCAAAUUGGAUUUUAUAUCUUGUGUGGCUUCCUAGGUAAAUAUUUAACCUUCAUUAUUAACUAUUUGUAAUACUUUUUUUUCUUAAAAAACUCCCAAGUAGAGGCUUUUUUCCCCUUCUCCACACCCUUAAGUUUUUUUAAUACAUAAAAGAUAAUGCGCAAACAGCUGAGCCAUACGAUGUUCUUAUUCUUCAUGUCUUUCAUGUUGCUUUGGUAUUGAUUUUUUUAAAAAAACGCUGUUGUUGUCAGUAUAUUUAUCAGUAACCUGUUUGAGUUUUGUUCAGUGGUUCCGGAAAAUAUGAUGUGAAUGUUGCUGUAUUUGGAUAUUAACAUCCUUUCCUCCAUUUCUUUACCUCUUAUGUCUCUUUUUAAAAAAGCCAAAACAACCAUCAAAAUGUGCAGAGAGUUUGUCAAAAAUGAUGGUUUUAAGUACUCUGUAUUUAAUCAUUCAGUGUGUGACAUCUUAAGCUGAGUCUAUUUCGCUUUUGAAAGAUCAAUAUGUGACACAUCCUUAAGUCCUUUGUUACGUCAUCUACUGACAAACUGGUAUGUGUAGGACAACUGCAGCCUCUUCAGCAUAGAAUAUCAACUAUAGAUUGCCACUAAUAUUAUCAGAACAAAAUUGUUAGAACAAAAUCAGAAGAUGCCACUUUAAAUAUGCUUAAAAUAAAUAUACACACUCACAAACACAUUGCAGGAAGCAUGUUCUUUUGGGUGUUAGAGGGUUUAGAAGAGCCCUGUUAAAGUCUUCCUGGUUUGGAAGUGGGGCAACUAAAGAUUAACUGCAAACAUUAUGAUCGGUUCCUUAGGCUUAGAGAGAGGUUUUUGCAUCUUCUUCCAAGUAAUUUUUAAUAGCAUACACCCAUCUACAAUAUAGGGAAAAUUGGACAAUUCAGGAAAAAGGGAUUGUAGUUUGGGAUUAAUGUUCUUCCUUGCUAUCCACAUGAAAACUUAAGAGCAUGUAUUAGAGACCCAAAUGACCAUUUUCCCUUUCAAAAAGGAACUUUGGGAAUAUGCGAUAGAAAGCUGAGAAGCAAAGCAUGAUUUAAAACUCUAUGUGGAGAGGGGAAGGGAUUGGAUGUGGAUAAGUUUGGAGCAGGGAGAGGGAAGACAGACAAAGGUAUAGGGAGGCAGUAAACCAUUUUGUUCCCUCCCUACUUCUCUGCUGUCAAUCGUACCCUAGAAAGAAUAGAUACAGUCCAUUUUCUAAUGAUAGAGAAGGUGUUAGGCUGGAUGAUGUACAGAGCAACGUUAUGUAGAGUUACUCCAGCCUAAGCCUGUUGAUUUCAAAGGGCGUAGACUGGAGUAACUCUGCAUAGGGUUGUGCUGAUAGACUAUAAUAACCUACAGGACUUCUGUAUCCAUCUGCUCUAGGGUGUGAUAACAUGCACCUGUGUUUACUACAAAAUAACCUGUAUUAAAGUUGCAACAUGAUAGAACAUGAGGAUCAGCAUAGUAAGGAAAUGUUUGUGCCCAGGAGGAAAGAGUGUGAAAUGUGCCCUGGUACCCAUAACAAGCCCAAGAUACAGAAGGAAACACAUGGAGCAGAUCCUUGCUUCCUAAGGUAUGAGAACUGCCUUGCACUGGUAGCACAUCUUUUUUUAAAAAAAGAUUUGUGAUCGUGGUCAGUCUAAAUGAAAAGAUGAGCCCAUAAUGUCACUGAACUCCUUGGAUGCUAACAAACCAACAGAGAAUGAGCAUUGCAAAAAAUGGUGCAAGGGGAUGAAUAAAGGGACUAGAGUUAUAGCACUUGACAGAAGGCACUGUGUAACCCCACACUUGUCCGUAGUACCAACAUUUUUUGAAUGU